GCCGUAGAGCGGGCCAAUCGUUUAAAUAUCCCUGGGCAUCGCUUAAGGGCGAACGAAGCGGGAGGUGAGGGGGCCGCUCGUUUGGGCCCGGCUGCGGGAGACUAAGUCGCCUCCGCGUCCCAAGAUGGGCGCCGCUGAAAGAGAAUGGGUCAAUGUUGCCAAUGAUCUCCUGACAAAAUGUAACAUAGAUCUGCAUGUCAGCAAUCUCUCAGACUGUGGAGCUAAAGUGUUUAUUCAUCUUUAUGAAUCGAUACUGGGAGAGAGAGUGCCAGAUGUCAUAGCCGCACCUCGUUGCCCUGAAGACGAUGCCCAUAAUGUGCAGGCAGUGAUAGAUUCGUUGGCUUUGGACUACUUGCAGAUCAGCUUAUCGCAUAUAACUGGGGAGAACAUUGUGAAAGGAAAUAAGGAGUCCAUCAGAAAUCUCUUGGAAAUAUUUGAUGGCUUGCUCGAGUACCUGACAGAAGAAACCAGUGAGACGGCUUCUCAGAAUGGCGAAGAUCUUAACCAGAGGGCUGAAGAUGAAGUCCAGACUACCGGUCUUGAAGAGGAAGAAGGUGGUGUUCUUGAUGUGCCAGUUCCCUCCCUGACACUUCCGUCUGCCUCGGGGUCUUCUCAGUCGUCAGAGAUAGAUGUUCCAUCAUGCGAGGUAGACUGUUCGGAAUCUACAAGUGAGCUCAUUAAGCUUGGUGACACUGCUUAUUUAUAUUCUCUAAGAAAUGAAGACUUACCUGCAGAAAGAGACAUCUCGAAGAUGAUUACAAAACCUGAAGUUCUUAUGACUUUUAGGGGACCAUCUAGUGGCAGAAGAGCUCUUGUCAGAGAAACUCAAGGAACAGCCAAAUCUGCUUUGUCGUCUAAGGAGCAGUUGUGUUCUUCCAGUGCGAAAAAGCUUGGGGAACCAAUCCGCCCAGCCAUUCCUUUACAGCCACCAUUCCAGCCUUCCGCAUCCAGGCCCCCUUACCUAACCGAAAGAGGCGCUGGAAGUUCAGGCAGACGUUCGCCGCCACCGGCUAAACCUUCCAGACUUGCGUCCUCUGAUCCUGCAGAGUCCCUUGGGGAAGAGUCUGGAACCCUCUCAGGUGACAUCCUUUCUUUAUCCACGAUCACUUCUGCUGUAGAUAAUGAACCAGAAGCUGAUGUGAAUGAAGAAUCUGAUGAGCCAGUGCUAGAAGACGCCAUAGAUGAUGCAGGAAAGGAAAGGAAUGAGAAUGUUCCGUACACACCAGCUCCUUGCUUUGAGAAGGACAGGUUGCCACAGUUUACAACAAAGCAAAGCACGAGACCAAAACAAAGGAAUCUGCUUGCUGGAAAAAGCCAGAAAGAACGCUCCAUCACAGACUCGCUUGCAGAGGAAGCUUCUUCACACCAAACGGCAAAGAAAAAGCUGUCUGAACAGGAGCUGAAGGAGAUGUCGGACAAACUGUCCCGCAGGAUGAAUGAACUAGAUGGAAUGUUAAAGCAUGCUCUGGGCGCGCAAAGCAAGGAGGAGGAGGAAGAGUCAUCAGCCGAUGAAGAUAAUCUUUCUCAGCACAGUGAUAGUAUCAUGGAUUACCGCCAAAGGAAACCGGAAUCGGGUGUGCUACGUUUCGGAAGGGCACCCAGCAGACGGCGGUCACUUUCUGCUUCACCUCCUCCGUCAAGCCACCACCUAAGCUCUGAAUCGGGUGGUGCACUUCGGAAAGAUGUAUGGGGCCCAACGGGAAGAAUGUACGACCGUGUGCAAAAGGAAGAAGACCAGAGGAAGUUAAGAGUAAAGCGCUUGACCAAAGCCUACGAGGAUGAAUUAAGAACUUAUGAGGCUCGUGAGAGAUUCGAACUGGCAGAGCUGAAAGCCAAGGCAAAGGAAAUUGAACAAAAAUACAAGGAGAAAUUAUUUAAAGAACCUUCAAGAGCCUCGCAAGCAGCAAAGAUUUAUUCUAGAAAAAAUGGCCCUCGGAAUCCCAAACUCAGCCAGUGGAUUUCAAGAGGAGGGUUUGCAAAGCCAAAGAAAGCCGCUCCAAUGAAGGUCAAGGAGAACGACCUCCUGCCUCUGCUCCUGGAGGAUUUCCCCCACCUACACAUUUCCCGCCCUGUCAUGAACAAGAUGUGGCACCAGCAGCUUGCACAGAUAGACCAUCUGAAGUCAAUCGCCAGUAAAAACAAAUUCAAAAUGCAGAGUGAAGCACUAGAAACAUUGAAAAGGCAUGAACUGCUUGUUGACCUCAUUAAGAAAGAGCAGGCUCAUAACAGGAGACUGCAAGAGUUGAAGCAACACAUUAAUCGGCAGAAAUGUGCCCAGAACAAAAUAAGGGAGAGACGACAGCAAAUUAUCCGAGCCAAAAAGUACUACCAAGAUUACAGAGUUCAGCUGCGGGCAAAGAUGAUGAGAGCCAGGACACGUGAGGAACGUAUAUUUAAAAACCUGUUUGAAGAAGGCUUGGAAAUUCAGAAGCAGAGACUGCAUGAGCUGAGAUCGUAUGCCAAGGAGAAGCGGGCUGAGCAGAAGAGAGAACAUCAGGCUGAGCUAGAGGCCAUGGAGUGCUACUAUAAGGACCAGUUUUCAAUGCUGGCAGAAGCUGUUUCUGAAGAACGCCAAGAAAUCCAAACCAGAGAGAAAGCACAGGCAACAACAUUAAACAAAGUGAAACGUGAGCUGAGAUCAAAGAUGGAGAAGGAGAUUAAAGAACUGCAGGACAUGAUCACACGUGAUGAUGAUGAUUCAUUCUUCCGAGAACUGGAAGCUGAUCGCCUAAAAACCAGACUCCUAGUGGCUUCCUUUCAAUAUAGCAAAAACUACCAGUUCCUUUAAGUGUUGGAAUGCCUCUUGUUUCUUGCAAAUAUGCUUUUUAUAUUUAAAAAUGAUACUGGGCGGUACACAACCUGAAGUAUGAAGUUAGUAGCUUGUUUUGCUGCCCGGAAUCCAUAGACUGUUACAGUGUCAAGGAAAUAUUGAACUGAUAUUUUAAAAAUGAUUUUUUAAAAAACAAGACUUUUUCAAUAAAGGUUAGCUUCUCAACCUUCAAAACUAAGCUAGUGAAGCUUUCUUCCAGGUUAAUCUAAAUAUUAAUCUUAUUGCUUAAGUAUAGCUAACUGAUGAUGCAUUUAAAUCAAACCUGGACAUGUUUAAAAGAUAAAUUCUAGCCUAUAGAGUGAUUUUGGUACCAAACUUCAUAUCAAUUUGCCCCCCCCCAAAAGGUGCACAUUACAUUUGAGUAAAUGCGGUAUGUUGUGACCACACUUGGAACACUGUGUACAUUUCUGGUCACCUCACCUCAAAAUGAGCUGGAAGAGAUUCAGAUAAAGGUGAUGGAACAAUCCCCUAUGAGGAAAGUUUACAAUAUUUUGGACUUGAGAGAAAGAGACGACAUGAUAGGGUUAUAUAAAAUUAUGCAUGGUGUGGGGAAAGUAGAGACAAGCUUUUCUCCCUCUCACUUAACGCUAGAACUCUGGAUAUCUAAGGAAGCUGAAUAUUGGCAGAUUUGGGACAGAGAAAGAAAGCAAAAAAUAGGGCUCCCAUACGUCCGGAUUUCCCCAAACAUUACUGGGAGUUCAAAGGCGGAAGUGGCAUCCAGGGGGGACGUCUGGAAGGUGGCAGUUUGCCCUGGAUCUUCAGCAAAUAAACAAAAAAGAAGAAGAUGGUUUUUACUUUUUGAAAUAUGGCAAACCAACAACAAAAAAAGAACUUUAUGCAGCACAUACUUAGCAUUCACUCUCACGAGAAACAGUGAUAGUUACAGGUAGGUAGCAGUGUUGGUCUGACGCAGUCAAAAUAAAAAUAAAAAAUCCAGUAGCACCUUAGAGACCAACUUAAGUUUGUCAUAGGUAUGAGAAACAGUGAUGUCCACUAACUUCAAACAAGGAUUAGGCAAAUUCGUGGAGGACCAGGCUACUAAGCAUAAUGGCUGUGUUCUACCCCCCACUGCAGGUGGCAGUAUCCUUCUGAAUAGUUGCCAGGAAUCACAAGUGUGAAUAUCCUGCUUUCCCCAUAGGUACCUGCUUGGCCACUGUGGGAACAGGAUGCUGGGUUAGAUUGGCCAUUGGCUGGAUCCAGCAGGUUCUUCUUAUGCUCAUAUAUUAAAGGAACAUCAAUGAACUGACCUUCAAAAAAAUUUUUCUUCAUGUAAUACAGUAGUUGUAGCUGUUGAGAUUAUUUUUCCUCCACAUAAAGCCGCUGUUAAGCAUAUCCAGGGUGCCUCUGUACUCUUUAAAAACACACAAAUUAAAUUACAUGAUCACCAGUGUUGCUUUUACUUAAAAAUAAACGCAAAAACCAGGUUUUUUUUAAAACCAUUGAUGCUGUGACAGUGCAAACAGCAUACAAUUUUAUUGCUCAACUUCUGCAUGAGUACAUACUUUUUAAAAAAACAAAAACAAAACAAAAAACAUUUUAUACAGAUGUAUUGUUAAAGCUCAUGUAACAGCUUGGUGAAAAUGCAAUGUAUAUCAAUGCUAAAAACACUCUGCAAUAAAUACAAUAGAAAUGCAACUAAAAAAAAACCCCACCUGUCAGUCUGGAAGAAGGAAAAAUCAUACAAAAUAUAGACUAGUUUUAGCUAUAGACAAAGCUCUUAGGAUUCCGCAGAGUCAGAAAUCUAAUAAAGAGAUUGUGUUAAGUACAAACUGCACCUGUUAUCUAUAUGGUGCAGUUUAAAGUCUGAAGCAACGGGGUCAUGCUACAUUAUGAUGUAUGAUAUAGAAGCAACACUUUUACUUCCAUUAAUGCAGCCAGUUUUAAUGCACCAGAGGUUUAACAGAUGUAGUGUUGGGGGGGGGGGCAUCCUGUGUGCUCUGGACUCUAGUACAACACAAUGUUUUGGUAAAAAUAUAAUCGGUUUAGGGAAACUGAACCUAUGUGCAAAAAAAAUAGAAUACAUACUGUACAAAGCACCAUUACAAAACUUUACAUCUAAAAAUUAAAUCUGAAACACAACCGAGUACUGUAUAUCUGAAUCCUACAAAAUAGUCACUAUAUUUUAAAACAUUCAUUUCUGAAAAGGAAGCAUGUAAAUGUGAGGUGACAUCUCUCUUAACCACUUAAUGCAAAUUUA
Molecule: messenger RNA, 5027 nt
Organism: Zootoca vivipara (common lizard)
Lineage: Eukaryota; Metazoa; Chordata; Lepidosauria; Squamata; Lacertidae
Gene: CEP95
Product: centrosomal protein 95
Cellular component (GO): centrosome; spindle pole
Source: RefSeq, a predicted model, not a curated record